CCAGUUCCCCCUAUGCUAUCGACAUCGCCACUCUCCCUAAAGAUUAUUAAACUCAAAGGUGUAAACUUUAUGGACUUUGGCCAGAUAUCUUUGGCUGCCAGCUUGAUUAGAAGGGCUACGAAUUUGCAAGAACUUCAUAUUGAGGCUUCUACAGUCAAGCUAAACCAGGAACAAGUCUCAGGUUAUCUAGAACUCCUGGACUGCAUAACCUUUCCCCUUAGCAAGCUUCAUCUGGUCAAGUUAACGAAUAUCUCAGCUUUCGAUCCUGAGUUUGGGUUUAUCCGGUUCCUUCUCCUUAGCUCGCCAUCACUCGUGACAAUGAGCAUCCUGGAGCACCCCCAACUUGAAGCAGAAAAAGCAUUAAAUAUAGUUAGGAAGCUGCUCCAGUUGCGGCCACCAUCAGCAGCGUCUAUAGAUUUCUCGAGGGGCAGUAAAAAUUUAAAAAAAUGAGCGUUUCAUAGUGUUAGUUUCAGGGAACUGGUCAGGUCAUUAGACC
Molecule: messenger RNA, 496 nt
Organism: Nicotiana tabacum (common tobacco)
Lineage: Eukaryota; Viridiplantae; Streptophyta; Magnoliopsida; Solanales; Solanaceae
Product: F-box/FBD/LRR-repeat protein At1g13570-like
Source: RefSeq, a predicted model, not a curated record